CUCUGACGUGGCCAUCAAUCUUCAGAUUUUCUUCUUCUUCUAAUUUAAAUACUCAACAACCACUCUUCACUUCACCAUCAGCAUCACUAAACUCGAACCCUAAAGAAAAACAAAAAUGGCUGCCAUAGCUUCUACUCUCUCUCUUUCUUCAACCAAACCUCAGAGACUUUUCGAUUCUUCCUUCCAUGGCUCAGCCAUCUCCGCAGCUCCUAUCUCCAUCGGUCUCAAACCACGAUCUUUCUCCGUUCGCGCCACAACCGCUGGUUACGACUUGAACGCUUUCACGUUCGACCCGAUCAAGGAAUCGAUCGUGUCACGUGAGAUGACGAGAAGGUACAUGACGGAUAUGAUCACUUAUGCUGAGACUGAUGUCGUCGUCGUUGGUGCUGGAUCUGCUGGUUUAUCUGCUGCUUAUGAGAUCAGUAAGAACCCUAAUGUUCAAGUUGCCAUUAUUGAGCAAUCUGUUAGUCCUGGUGGUGGUGCUUGGCUCGGUGGUCAGCUUUUCUCCGCCAUGAUUGUUCGCAAACCAGCUCACUUGUUCCUUGACGAGAUUGGUGUGGCUUACGAUGAGCAAGACACCUACGUUGUGGUUAAGCACGCGGCUCUGUUCACAUCAACCAUCAUGAGCAAGCUUUUGGCUCGUCCUAAUGUGAAGCUCUUCAACGCUGUGGCUGCUGAGGAUUUGAUUGUGAAAGGAAACAGAGUUGGUGGUGUGGUGACUAACUGGGCUCUUGUGGCUCAGAACCACCACACACAAUCGUGUAUGGACCCUAAUGUUAUGGAAGCGAAGAUUGUGGUUAGCUCUUGUGGUCAUGAUGGUCCUUUUGGAGCUACUGGUGUUAAGAGGUUGAAGAGUAUUGGGAUGAUUGAUCAUGUUCCUGGGAUGAAAGCUUUGGACAUGAACACUGCUGAGGACGCUAUUGUGAGGUUGACCAGAGAGGUUGUUCCUGGUAUGAUUGUUACCGGUAUGGAAGUUGCUGAGAUCGAUGGUGCACCGAGAAUGGGACCAACUUUUGGUGCUAUGAUGAUAUCGGGACAAAAGGCGGGACAACUUGCUCUUAAGGCUUUGGGGCUACCGAAUGCUAUUGACGGAACUCUCGUUGGAAACCUAAGCCCGGAGCUGGUCUUAGCCGCAGCAGAUUCAGCUGAAACCGUAGAUGCUUAAAAUCAAAAGGUUUUAACGUUAAGAAAAGUUUCCCUUGAUCCUUCGGAUGUUGAAGGAGUGCAAUAAAAGGAGUUUAGGUGUUUAAUAUGUCUUGAACUUUUCUGGUGUCUUUGUUUCUCUCUUCUGAACUUCUGUGUAAAAUAUCGUAUCCGUUCAUUCGUAAUGCGUAUGUUCUCGUUCUUCUCCUUCUUUAUGGCUCUAGUACAAGCAGCUUUCUCGUUGUCGUUGGCAAUACAAAAUCUGUCUAAAUUUGAGGGAUGAGAUUAGUGUUGGAUGUCGGAUUCUUGUCUUCAAUUCUGAUUCUUAUCCUUGAAGAAAUUAUGUAUAGAUAGAGCUAUUCAAUGUCUAUAGUUUCUCUGCUGAUGAAAGAACGAAGAGUUUUAUGAUUUUAGAUUCAGAGAACAGAGGAAAACUGUGAAAUAGAAAGAAAAAAGUUUUUAC
Arabidopsis thaliana (thale cress) is the source of this 1606-nucleotide messenger RNA. RefSeq names its product thiazole biosynthetic enzyme, chloroplast (ARA6) (THI1) (THI4) (gene THI1). Gene Ontology annotation, molecular function: iron ion binding; pentosyltransferase activity; cysteine-dependent adenosine diphosphate thiazole synthase activity. The record is from RefSeq and is marked reviewed. Gene Ontology annotation, cellular component: plasma membrane; cytosol; mitochondrion. The transcript has 3 exons. Bases 116 to 1165 code for a protein of 349 amino acids. Gene Ontology annotation, biological process: thiazole biosynthetic process; thiamine biosynthetic process. NCBI's taxonomy places the organism in Eukaryota, Viridiplantae, Streptophyta, Magnoliopsida, Brassicales, Brassicaceae.